Messenger RNA from Rotaria socialis, 954 nucleotides. The record is from the annotation of a GenBank genome assembly. Lineage: Eukaryota; Metazoa; Rotifera; Eurotatoria; Philodinida; Philodinidae.
AUGUUAGCACCUAAACUUCAUUCAUUAAUUAUCUGUCCUGGUGAAUAUAUCGACUCCUUAAAUCAGCUUCUUACUCAAAUAUUGGGUUUAUCGAAAUUAAAAUAUUGUAAAAUUGCCUAUGAAAGUCAAGCCUCUCAAAAUAUGUUUCCUUGUUAUCUUACGAAACAUGAUGAUUGUAGUCCUAUGGAAUAUUUGAGUUUUAAUGGUCGUUUUCCAUUUGAAUCAUUGAAUAAUUUAUUAUCUUGUCGUCCUCGACUCCAUCAUUUAUCAAUUAAUUCUCUUGUGAAAUGUGUUCGUGAAGAACUAAGAGAUGUGUCUCCUAUUGAAUUAAAAUAUUUGAAAUGCGUUUCUCUUAACAUUGAUUGUAUUCAAUUUGAUAAAUUCGAAAAAAUACUAAAAACAUUUUUUCAUUCUGUUGAAAUUUUAAAUAUUACAACUUGUUAUCGUGAAGAAAGGCAAGAUUAUAAUUUUCAUUGUGAAUUGGAUAAUCAAAUUUAUCCACAAACUCAGGAAAAUAAUUUAACUUCGGUUAAACGUGUUAAAAUUCGCAGUAGAAAAAUAAAUCAAAAUUGGACAAACUACUUUCCAAAUUCUACUCAAUUAACUAUCGAACAGUUUUUCGAAGCAUUAGUGAGUUCGAUUUCGGCAAAUCUUAAUUGUAUGAUUCCUCUAAAACAACUUACGAAAUUAGUUAUAGAAUCUUAUAAGUGUCCUUUUGAAGAAAUAGUGAAACUAUUAUGUUUUACACUUAAUUUCGAUACAUUAAAAUUGCAUUUAUUAUGUUUGAAAGAAAACGAUAUAGAAUUAAUUGCAAAAAGUGAAAAUUUUCAACGUGUAGAAAAAACAAAUAAAAUAAAAAAUUUCGAUCUUCGUUGUGCUUAUUCAUAUAAAGUAAUGCAAUUGAUUGUUAAUUUAUUUUCAAAACUAGAAUAUCUUAAAACUAGAAUGAAUUGA